UUUUUACUUGUAUGUUAUGAAAUGGUCAAAAUCACAUCUGGAUUCAUCAUUUACCUUUCACUAAGUGCUGCGUUCUUGCGACCCUCUUCGCUGACGGGUAACAACUUGGUUAUUAUUGCCCCCUUGUGGUUGCAGGAAUCCAUUACACCCAGUAACACAAUAUAACCUCCACGUUAAGUUGGCAUUUUAACAGAUGUAGAUUUUUAUAGAGCUGAAGUUCAGCUAGAUGUAAAAAUUGAGUUACAUCUCUCUUCUCUCAUAGAGCUGUAUUCCUGUCUAUCCUGUUCUCAUUCUCCCAUCAUCUCUGGUCCUUUCCUACUACUUCCUGUUCCAGCUUUCCUUCGCUCAUCGACGACCUCGGCUGCUCUUUUCCCCUUUUCUCAUCGUUUAAUCUGUCUCUGUUUUCAUCCCGUCUCAGUCUCUCUUACGCUGUCUGCCUCGUUUUUCUCCCAUCCCGCAGCUUCAUCGUGUUUUAGAAACGUCACAGAUUAAUAUGGGAUUAUGCCCUGGAUGGGUUUUAAUGGUUACAUAAAGACCAGCAGCGCUCCGACCAGAAUAACUAUCUGGGAUUAGAUGCAUUUGCGUGUUUUGCGGGGUAAGACCAGGAGCUGCUGGUCUUACCAGCAAACGGAUGCUGGAAAGCUGAACGGAGCGUUGUACUCUGGCCAGCUUGGAGUGAAGUAGGAUGGAUGUCCAUCUGCUGCUGGCUGAAUGUCGCUGUUUUUAAAUCUUUUUGGAUGCCUUAUCUGCUUGACGUCUUCUACAACUUAAUUUUUUUUUUUACCUGUGAAGGAAGACCUGAGAUCUGCUUCUUGCAUCAAUGCUAUUUCUUUUGAUCGGUUCCAAGAGCGGCCAUGAUGUUCUGCACAACCUUUCUUUCGGCCCCAUGUGAGGAGCUUCUUUCUGAGGGUGGGGUCGGAGGAGGCCGAGCGGCUCCGGCAGCUGCUGCUGGUCCCGAUGCUGCUGGUGGGUUGGGUCCAGGCUGUCUGUCUUCAUUUCACUGCCUGGUCCUCCCUCAGGACGAACUCUACCCGUCUCUUUCUGACUCUGCCUCUCGCAUGGAGGAGCGAGCUCGCAGCCUUGCGGGUAAAAUGCUAGUAGACAUUGGGUUGAGCAGCUGCCGAGCAGGAGAAGGCGGACGGGUUUGGGGCAGGGCGGGAGGACGAUGCGCUCGCUCGGCGUCACCACUACCCUGCUUAACUCCCAAAUGUUUCCGUAAAGCGAGUUCAAGAGGACCUGCGUUGCCCAUGGCGACCGUCGACAUCAAACACCCAGAGAUCAGCAACUCGCAUCGUAUUCACAACAACGCUCCGAUGAACAGCCUCGUGCACGGCUCCUUCCCCAGGAGGAUCAAGAAGGAAAAGGUGAAGAAGAAGAAGCUGACCAAGGCCGACAUCGGCACACCCAGCAACUUCCAGCAUGUAAAUCACAUAGGAUGGAACCCAAACACCGGCUUUGAUAUGAAUAACCUGGACCCAGAGCUGAAGAACCUGUUUGAUUUGGCCGGCAUCUCCGAGGCUCAGCUGAAAGACAAGGAGACCUCCAAGGCCAUCUACGACUUCAUUGAGAAAAAUGGAGGCGUGGAGGCCGUCAAAAACGAGGUACGGAGACAAGGUCCGCCCAGGUGGAGCGCUCCUCCACCGCCUCCACCCAGAGGUGGCCCUCCUCCUCCACCCCCACCCCAACAUGGCUCCGCCCCUCCACCACCUCCUCCUUCCCGGGUGGUCCGGGGCGCCCCGCCGCCUCCUCCCCACUCCCGGCCUCCAGUCUCGGCGCCUCCGCCUCCACCCCCGUCCCGACCGGGUAUGUCCGCCCCGCCGCCUCCGCCACCCAGCCGCGGCGCUCUCCCGCCUCCGCCCGCCCCGGCGCACGCCUCCCUCCCCGUGGCCCCGCCUCCUCCCCCUCCGCCGCCGGCCAGCAACGGCGCUCCUCCGCCCCCGCCCCCUCCGCCUCCUCCCGGACCUCCUCCUCCGCCCUCCAUGGAGGCCAACGGAGGGGAGGGCAAGUCUGCGCUGCUGAGUCAGAUCAGAGAGGGAGCGCAGCUGAAGAAGGUGGAGCAGAAGGAGAGGCCGGUGUCCACCGGCGGCAGAGACGCACUUCUGGACCAGAUCCGACAAGGAGUCCAGCUGAAAGCCAGGGACGAUAACUCCGAACCGACAUCUACUGACGCAGCGCCGACAGCGGGCAUCGUCGGGGCGCUGAUGGCCGCGAUGCAGAAGAGAAGCAAAGCUAUCCACUCUUCGGACGAUGACGACGACGACGACGAUGAUGACGACUUUGAGGAAGAGGAUGAAUGGGACGACGAGUGAAACUUUUUUUUGUCUUUCCUUUUUUUUUUUGCCCUCGAUGACACUAAAAUUUAUCCCAGUCUUUCUAAAAUAAAGUUGAUGACUUCAUAAUUAUAAUUAAAAAUGUUCCUUCAGUUUUCUGUACAUUUUUAUUUCUGUUGCCUUUAUGCUUUUUCUUUUUUAUUAAUCUGUGCAAUACCUCAUUUAAUCUAUAAAUGUUUGUCGGUCUAAUCUUAGAGGUUGUCUAUCAUCGUUUGCUCCAUCUUGUCUCUUGAUAGGAUUAAUUUUCUUCCUUUGUUGCUACGCAGCUCAGACGUCUAUAUUUCCAAAUGUGUUGAUCACGCUCUGUUUGUCAUUUUUCACAUCUGCUGUCUCCUGUCACACACGAUCCGACUUUGCUCCUAUUUUCACCCCGAUGUGCAAUUUUAAACGUCUCUUAAGCAUUUGAGCUGAAUGUUGGCUACUUUUUUUUUUUUUUUCCCUCAGCGCUUUGAGAGGGCUUACAGGAUAGCGAGACAAGUUGCCACAAAAUCUUAUUUGUAUCAUUGUUAGAAAGGGAGAAGAGAAAAAAAAGAGGCUAUUUUCGUACCCGGUUGCUCUGUAGUUUAUUUUUACAUAUUCAAAUAAUUCUAGUUUAUUGAUCAUAUUUUCUUAAAAAAAAAAAGAGAAGAAAAAGACAGCACUCUGGAAUAUUUAGCAUUCAUUCACUGUGGACUGUACAUUUGCUCUAAACUUUGAGUCUUUCUUUGCACAUAUUGAAAAAUCCGACUCGUUGCAGGGAUAGAGAACAUUUUAGGGUUCGCAUCAUAAUUUAAAGUGCACGUGCUUUAAGUAAUGUAGCCAAAUACAUGAGGAAUUGAAAUGGUAGAUCAUUAACACUACAAACAGUAAAGAGGGUAGCCCACAGUGUUAUGUUUGGCUCUUUCUUUUUUUUAUCUCUGCAACACUACUAAUUGACUUUUGUGCUCAUUUGUUUUGUUUUGUUUUUUUUACAGUAGAAAGCAGAGUAUUAAUAAAUACCUGUUCAUUGUAAUCAGGUAAUUCAUCAUGUGAUGCUAAAAUAAAGAUAUUUUAGUUUUGCACACUGAUUCUUAUAAUGGGUCCAUUCUACGUUUCUGUACUGGUCAAACGCUGGCAUAUUAAUUACCGACCACGUAUUGACUGACUACUUUUAAUUAUGAGCGGUAACAUUGGGACAUCUAUGCACAGUCAAUGUGGAAUUAAGUAAGCAUUGAAUUUUUAAGUUUUACCCUUCAAAGUGGAUAUGUCACAGUUAAAUUGUUUAAUUAUUUUGCAUAGCAGUCAUAAAAAUGAAAAAAAUGCGUUUAUUACAAUAUGAGCUGAAUUUCAGAAAUGUAAUUUUUGACUCAGCAGUUCUUACAUUUUUAUUUUUAUUAUUUUGGGGGGCUGUAGAAGAAAAAGAAAUGACGAUGGGUAAAGUUUGUCAUUUGCCAAUUGUAGUUUUAGUCUAAAGUCAACAUAAUGCAGAACUGCUAAUAUGAAGGUACAAAGAUGCUGGUCAUUUUUACCUUCUCCGCUUUUUCGUUGUUGCUUUCAAAAAAACAUAAUUUUAUUUAAGUGUGAAAAAUUGCCGUUUGCCCUGAGGCCUUUUUUUUUUUAAUCAUCAUCGCGGUGUUGUGAAGCCAUCUAGAUACAUUUUAAACACCUAACAAUAGUGCUUGGAUUUUCAAAGUAGUUAAUUUGGAUGUAAGCCAAAAUAGUUUCUCAUGUUUCUGGUUAUAAUGCAUGAAGUUCGACUCGGCGGUGUUUGUAUAAUCUCUUAAACAGAAAGCCAAGUGAGAUGGCCACAUUUGCCUUGUUCCUGUUAGCAACUCAGCUGCUAACCCUGACAACAUUAAAUCUGUUAAUGUAGGGAUUCCAAGUUUUGUAAAGAUGUUUUACUUUUGUUUUUCAGGAACACAGCAUCUUCAGAUUAUAUAAGAUUGGAUAGCCAUUUAGCUAGCUAUAUAGCUACAUAGCUAUCUGUAGCUAUGUAGCUACAUAGCUAUAUGUAACUACAUAGCUAGCUAUAUAGCUAGCUAUGUAGUUAUUUGACUAGCUUAUACACAUUUAAAAUUUGAGCUUAUUCCAAUGUUUUCUGGCUUUUUCAGGGCAACUUAUUUGAGUAAAAUAUGUAUUCAUUUUUGGUGGCUAAAAGACAAGAAUUUUAAUUAUUUGGGCAACAAAAACACAAAGAGAGCAGUCUCACUACUCCAACCCAUCUUUCCCUAGCAACGCAUUAAUUGUAGAAGAGAAUAGUUGGUGUUUGUCAUUAGCUUAAAAUUUGCUAGCAUUUGUUUUGUUCCCGUUGGAAAAUACUCCAUCAAAGGUUAAUGUGUGAGGAGGAGUUUGCAUUUGUUUUGCACGCUGAAUAUGAAGAACCAAAACAUUUUGUUUACAAGAAGUUUCCAAACAUACAUUCCAUAAUAGUCCCUACUUCCUACUUUAACUAUAGGUUAAUUAAAGCAAUUUUUUUCAAAAUCUGGCUUAGGUGUACUGCAAAGAAGUGUUGUAUGAUUAAGAAGUAAUGUCUACCAUAGCUUUAUUCAGGAAAUUAAAUAUUUAAAGUCAAUUGGCCAAAAUGAGGCUGCGUGUAAUUAAAAUCUCAGAAAAUAAUGUACAGUAAAAUGAUGCGUGGGAUUUGAGUUUUCUACAACAUAUUUAAGCCAUCAAAAUAUUUGACAAAAAAAAAAGUAAAGCGAAAUGGCAUGGAAAUUAAUUUAGUUAAAAGUUACAAAUGACACCGCAUAUCAAUAGGAAUAAAUACUGAAACACAGAGUAACAUUUUCAUUCGUAUGAAAAAAAGGUGACUAAAAACAUUUUCUUGUCCCACUAUCAGUUUUUGUUCCUUCUGUUGGGAGCUACUUGGCACCAUAACACACUCCCAGUUCAAUUAGCAGCUCAUGAAACUGAAGAUAUUCCUCUGUUAGUUUUAAAUGACAAUCAUCAGUCAUGUCUGCUCAAGAGUUUUGAAUUGAAAACUACCAUCGCUGUAAUGCUGCCAAGAAACAGCAGCGUAUUCUGAUAGCUUAGCUUAUAGCACACCAGUUCACAGUCCUACAAAAAAAAAAAACAUGUUUCUAAAAUGCUUAUUUGAAACUUUAGUCGUAUCCAGGCAGAAAUAAUAACUUAUCAUCCUUUCCUGCUGGUUUGUUUUUCUGUUGGCAAAAACUGAACUGUCAAUCUUAAAUUUUCUGACGGUGAAAGACAAAGUGCCACUUGUUUGAUUAAAUUAAGAUCUCUGUUGUUGUUAGGUGUUAAAAUAUGCAAAUUCUUUUGUCGGCUUCUUCAGGAAACUGUAAAAAAAAAAAAAAAA
Messenger RNA from Xiphophorus couchianus (Monterrey platyfish), 5604 nucleotides. RefSeq names its product WASP like actin nucleation promoting factor b (gene waslb). Gene Ontology annotation, biological process: actin filament organization; regulation of Rho protein signal transduction. The transcript is spliced from 8 exons. The record is from RefSeq and is a predicted model, not a curated record. Lineage: Eukaryota; Metazoa; Chordata; Actinopteri; Cyprinodontiformes; Poeciliidae. Bases 855 to 2309 code for a protein of 484 amino acids. Gene Ontology annotation, molecular function: small GTPase binding; actin binding.